Molecule: messenger RNA, 1476 nt
Organism: Macroventuria anomochaeta
Lineage: Eukaryota; Fungi; Ascomycota; Dothideomycetes; Pleosporales; Didymellaceae
Exons: 2
Coding region: 1-1476 (491 amino acids)
Source: RefSeq, a predicted model, not a curated record
AUGAGCUUCAACCUUGGCUUUAAGGCGCUUGCUUAUCCUGCGUCGAACCUCUCGGAGCCCACAUUGCCAUGUCAGUGUUCGGUAGCUUUUAGGUGUGACUCCGACGCCAACAAGGCGACCAUCCUGCUCGUAGCCACAGUACCCACCGCCCAUGCCAAACAAACCUUUGUUCUUCAGUACGAUGCCGACAAGCUGUUGUCUGACGCUGUCAGCCUCAGCAACGGCAACAACCAUGUCACACGGCCGCAGCUGGACGAGAUCCUGCGGGACAAGGACAACAAACGCUCCGAUAUCAAGACACUCGCCCUGGGCGUGGAACAGCCGUGUCCUCUCUGGUGUCCGGAUUUUCGAUCUUUUGCUCAUAGGCCUGGCUCUGAGCCUUUGUUCCGACAGUUUGUAGAUCUUACCAAAGCAGCCACAAUUCACAUCGUCUUUGAUUACAAGUAUCUGCCCAAACAACACCAGGCCAUGUUCAAGGCUUUUAGCAAGGCGGCGAAGGGCCUAGCUGGCUAUCCAGUCGAAGGAUUUCUUACUAAACUAGGGCUGAGAAAGGCGACCUGGGAGGUCUUCGGCCCCGUCGACGCCGUUGGGGCACCGCCUGCUUACGACAACUCUCGCAAAAGGUCAAGGCCGGUAAGCUCCACCUCACCCAGCCAGUCCCCGAAACGCUUUGCUCCCCAGUCACCUACCGAGUCGUACACAUCCGAGAAGACGGUACCCUUGAGCUCGGCCACAGCCGAGGCUUUUGGAAGGGCACUCAGGGAAGCAUCACCUGGGUUUGACUACCAGGCUGAGGCGAUCAACGCCGCGGUCGGCAGACAGCUUCCUGCUUAUCUCGACAAAGCCUUGCCGGCCCUGCUUCCAGACAUCCUCCAAACACUCUUCACCGGUGCACCUUCAAGAUCCAACCUCGGCACUCCCCACACCUCCUUCGACUCCUCUGGCAAGCCACCUCGAAAGCUGCCAAAGCUGACGCCUCUGGGCCAUGCCCUGCUCCCCCACCUCAGAACGCAUCUCGCCGACCAAUUCCAGCAAUACCAAACCCAUCAACUCAAGCAGUUCCAGAAACUGCUUGACAGCCUCUGGGACUCUGCGGAAGGGACACGCGCUCACGAGACCGCCGAGAUGAUAGAGGAAAUGGAGGAGCACAAAACCGACAUGAUGCUGCUAAAGGAAGACGCCAUCAAGGAUCUCUCGCGCGAAGUUGAUGCCGUGUUCGAGAAGAAUAAAGAGCAGGGGUGGGAGUGGAGCGAUGCCCUUAGUGAGAGACUUGAGGGUGUGUUUGGGGAGAUGUGCGAUAGGAUUGAUAGGAUGAAGAGGGUGAGGUUAAAGAAGAUUGUUGCGUUUGAGGUAAGGAAGUAUGAGCGGAGGAGGAAAGGCGUACCGAGGGGUGUGGGUAGAAGUCUGGUUAGGAGAAAUCAGAAGCUCUUGGGGAGGAGGAGGGAGGCAGAUGAGCUGGUGUGGUUUGACUGCUGA